Messenger RNA from Pteropus alecto (black flying fox), 1532 nucleotides. RefSeq names its product Bet1 golgi vesicular membrane trafficking protein (gene BET1). Gene Ontology annotation, cellular component: Golgi trans cisterna; SNARE complex. The record is from RefSeq and is a predicted model, not a curated record. Gene Ontology annotation, biological process: vesicle fusion with Golgi apparatus; endoplasmic reticulum to Golgi vesicle-mediated transport. Bases 167 to 523 code for a protein of 118 amino acids. Gene Ontology annotation, molecular function: SNAP receptor activity. The transcript is spliced from 4 exons. Lineage: Eukaryota; Metazoa; Chordata; Mammalia; Chiroptera; Pteropodidae.
UGACGCCAUCAGCCCGCGCGUUGUUUAGACUCUACUGAUGUCGUGGCGCUUAGGGAAAAGAAGUUGGUGUUUCGCCGGAUCCUGGUCCUGAAGACGCGGUCUCGGUUACCCCUGGCCCCUUUCUACCCACCCCUCCGCCCGCCUUUUCCCUCCCUUCUCUGGCAGGAUGAGGCGUGCAGGCUUGGGUGAAGGAGUACCUCCUGGCAACUACGGCAACUAUGGCUAUGCUAAUAGUGGGUAUAGUGCCUGCGAAGAAGAAAACGAGAGACUCACUGAAAGUCUGAGAAACAAAGUAACUGCUAUAAAAUCUCUUUCCAUUGAGAUAGGCCAUGAAGUUAAAAGUCAAAAUAAAUUAUUAGCUGAAAUGGAUUCACAGUUUGAUUCUACAACUGGGUUUCUAGGUAAAACUAUGGAAAAACUGAAGAUUUUAUCCAGAGGGAGCCAAACAAAGCUGUUGUGCUAUAUGAUACUGUUUUCAUUGUUUGUCUUUUUUGUCAUUUAUUGGAUUAUUAAACUGAGGUGAUACAAGUAAGUGUGAGUUUGGAAUUUGUUCCAACUUAAAUAUCUUGGAGUACCACUUCAGUAAAAAAUCGGUAUAAAAACAUUCCUAAUUUUCAAAUACUAUGGCUUUUUCCAUAGAAGAUUACUGAAUUUUACAUGUUUUAUAAAUCAUAUUGGAUAAUACAGUACUCUUUGAAUACUGUUUUUUAAUGAUUCAUUUUUGCCCCUAUUUUCAGGGGUAUUGAGUUUGGCCCUGACAAUUGUUUUUCUGUUGUUUGCUGUCAGAUUAAACAGUAGUAUAACAUUCUGUUGUUAGCAUAAAUGUUAGGUUUAUGUUCCAUGUAAAGAAACUUUGCAGCAGAAUUACAGAAUGCCUGGAGCUCCUGAGGCUGAGCUCCUGAGGCAGUGAACAAGUUUCUGAUGGAAUGGUACAUGUAUUUCCUGAACUGCCAUCUACCUUAAUGAUGUACUCCCUUUCCUCCUUUAUUUGGUUAAAAUUGUAGGUGGAUUUCUUUUUACCUAUAAUUUUCUAAUAAUUUUUGAUGAUAUGACUCCUCUUUCCCCUUUGCCCAAGGACCUCAUUCUUUAAUAAAGCUUUUUCUUUUGGCAUAUUUCUAGUAGGGUGCAAAACAAAUGUGUACUGGUAUAAUUGUUUUAUAUUAACUUUAUACAUACUAUUAACUUGGCUUAUAAUAGUUUUAUGAUUUUAGCUACUUUGGCCAUUUGGUUAUCAUUUGUGACAGAAUAACGUCAAGCUAAAGUAAUUGCUAAGCUCCGAAUGGAAAUAAAAUGUUCAAGAAAAUUAAUUGCCUCUGUUUUAUUAUGUGCUCAAAAUAGAUAAUUGAAAGUACUCAGCAUUGAACUUGGGGUUAAGAGUAUUGUUGUUUUAAUCCAGUAUAUUUGUUUAUAGAAAGGAAAAUAAAGACUGUUGAGUAGAAAGAAAUAUUAAAAUGUUCUUGAAUACUCUGUGUUGCCGCUGUUUUGGAAUUUACCCAUUUAUGGGCUCCAAAAAUAAAUUUUUAAUGAAUUAA